AUGAUCCAUCAUAUCAUCACUGAUAAGAAUCAUAUUGAUAGUCGUCGACCGUUAUCAAUAAACAUUCCUACAAAUAAUCAAAUCGUACAAGACGCUUACGACUAUGAAAUGAAGAAAUUGAUGGAGCGUGAACGUCGAGUGAGAGCUGUACAACAGCAAAGACCUAGAGAUAAUAUUUUAGCUCAACCACAAAAUACUCCAUAUGUACCACCGACGACUGAUGAAAUCUAUGAAUAUGUACAAGAACCACAAGCUGCACCGCAACUUGAUCGACGACUACUACCACAAACAUCAGCAGCUGUGCCGUCUCAAUCAUCACCAGUGAAACCACUUCGUAUCGUUAUUAUUCGUCAUGCUGAAAGAGCUGAUGCUGUUUUAGGUUCUGAUUGGUCAAAGAAAAGUUUUGAUCGAAAUGGUCGUUAUGUACGAUUCAGCGAACAUUUGCCAGACGCACUCCCAACUCGUUCCUACUUGCAUCAUUAUGUUAUUGAUGUACCAUUAACAAAUCGUGGUCGUAUGCAUGCUUUGAAAACAGGUAAAACAUUAUUUACUAAUGGAUACGCCGCUGAUAUCUGUUAUACAAGCCCAUCGUUACGAUGCGUACAGAGUGCUAAUGGGAUUUUAACUGGUAUGAGUAGAAAAAGUGUACCUAUGCGUUUAGAGCCGUGUUUAUUUGAAUGCUAUUUAAAUGAUUUCAAACGUACGUUAUGUUUUAUGACAAAAGAUGAACUAGCAACUAACGGCUACAAUAUCGAUAAAUCCUAUCAGGCUUUUCUACCAUUCAUGAGACCACAUGAUAGUCAAGUGGAUUAUUAUGAACGAUGUCAAACAAUUAUGGAUAUUAUUACAGAACGACAUCAAGCUACAGGUGGAACUAUUUUAAUAGUAGCGCAUGCACCGAGUCUCGAAGGAUUGACACGUCAUUUAUCAGGUGGAAAAUUUCAGCCAGAGAAACUAUUCGAUAUUGCCCGUCGAGUUCCAUUUCUUGCAAUGACUAUAUUAGAGAAAAAUGGUAUUAAUAAUCCAUGGCUAUUUCGUACACGAGCACUUCAAACGCAGCUAAUACGCGAAGAGGCAUCUGCAUCAGCAAGACCAACAACGCCUGUAAAUGUGACGGGCCAGAACUUUUUAGUGAAUUCGAAAGAGCAACGCUCUCAUUAUCAACAACCACCAACUACGAAUCAUCAAAAUUCGCCUCAAAUUCAACCAACUACCGCAUAUGCACAACAGAAUCUUCCACACAUUGAAAAUCAGCAAUACCAAACUGCACCUAAUGGUCCUUUUACAAUUGAUUUAAAAAAAAUUGUUAAAAGCUCAACAGCACCGAAUUUACGCGUGAACAAUUCACGUAAUGAAAUGUUUCGUGUUAUUUAA
Messenger RNA from Rotaria socialis, 1374 nucleotides. The record is from the annotation of a GenBank genome assembly. NCBI's taxonomy places the organism in Eukaryota, Metazoa, Rotifera, Eurotatoria, Philodinida, Philodinidae.